This is a messenger RNA of Aureobasidium pullulans EXF-150, 702 nucleotides long. RefSeq lists its product as uncharacterized. The record is from RefSeq and is a predicted model, not a curated record. Lineage: Eukaryota; Fungi; Ascomycota; Dothideomycetes; Dothideales; Saccotheciaceae. Bases 145 to 645 code for a protein of 166 amino acids. The transcript has a single exon.
CUGUGGCGCUGCUCGCUGAAAGGCCGCCGAUGGGCGUGACAUACCCCAAACCGCCGUCCAACAAAUCCGCCGCAUCUCUGUCUGAAUAGGUAGUACAUUAACCACCUGUCCGAAUAUUCACGUUGAAACAUCGUCCAAGACUCGAUGGACAUGCACACAUUUUCCAGCCGUUGUUCAUCUCCUUUGAUCCUCUGCAAAGAACUCUACCCAAGUUCAGUACAAUGCUGCUUCUACUUGGUCGCUCGUUCCUGCCAAGUCGCAUCCGCUUUCUCCAUACCUAAUGCGUUGCGUCUUCCGCGCGCGCCUCUCUCUCGGCUCCGGAGAACGCGUGGUGAUGUGCCUAUUUUGGGCUCUCCAAAAUCGAUACACUCCACCAACGCCGCCCUCAUCACGAACUGUUUUGAAAUAUUGUCCUGUCAUCCGUGUCUCCUUUGCACAUCACAGCACAUCGUUGUUGCAUGUCAUACAUCUGUCUGUCAUGCGGCUGACCUGCGACGUCUCGUCUUGAGGCUGACGUUACAGCUGACGAGCCAUGCAAUUUUGUUUUCUAUUGUCUUCCUCAUCGUUGGUUAUUUCACUAUCUCCAUGCUGAGUGUUUGGCACAUCAUUUCCCAAUCACACUUCCCGUUCCUCAGUCCAUCAUAACUCCAUAUGUUUCAAGCCAGACCCAUUCAUGUGUUGCAGCAACUUCGUCAGACACGA